This is a messenger RNA of Bombina bombina (fire-bellied toad), 792 nucleotides long. RefSeq names its product sericin-2-like. The coding region runs from base 1 to 792 and encodes 263 amino acids. The transcript has 2 exons. The record is from RefSeq and is a predicted model, not a curated record. NCBI's taxonomy places the organism in Eukaryota, Metazoa, Chordata, Amphibia, Anura, Bombinatoridae.
AUGGGCAUAGCCUCUGAGGAAGCGGGAGGAGCCCACGAAGCGCGUAAGGCCAUGCCCAUAAUCCCAGGAGAAAGCUGGAACUCAAGUGAUAAGGCUGCCUCAAGUAACAAUGCUUCCUCAAGUGAUAAGGCUGCCUCAAGUGAUAAGGCUGCCUCAAGUAACAAUGCUUCCUCAAGUGAUAAGGCUGCCUCAAGUGACAAGGCUUCCUCAAGUGAUAAGGCUGCCUCAAGUGACAAUGCUUCCUCAAGUGAUAAGGCUGCCUCAAGUGACAAGGCUGCCUCAAGUGACAAGGCUUCCUCAAGUGACAAGGCUGCCUCAAGUGACAAGGCUUCCUCAAGUGACAAGGCUUCCUCAAGUGACAAGGCUUCAUCCAGUGACAAAGCUUCCUCAAGUGACAAGGCUUCCUCCAGUGACAAGGCUUCCUCCAGUGACAAGGCUUCCUCAAGUGACAAGGCUUCCUCAAGUGAUAAGGCUGCCUCAAGUGACAAGGCUUCCUCAAGUGACAAGGCUGCCUCAAGUGACAAGGCUUCCUCAAGUGACAAGGCUUCCUCAAGUGAUAAGGCUGCCUCAAGUGACAAUGCUUCCUCAAGUGACAAGGCUGCCUCAAGUGACAAGGCUUCCUCAAGUGACAAGGCUGCCUCAAGUGACAAGGCUUCCUCAAGUGACAAGGCUGCCUCAAAUGACAAGGUUGCCUCAAGUGACAAGGCUUCCUUCACUGUAGUGGAUUUAGAUGUUAGGAAUAACAUGUAUAUUUUGCUAGAAUGUUCCAUAACGACCCAGCAAAAACAAUAG